ACAGUUAUGCCUGUGCUGUAAAAGGACACGAGGAUUUCCCCUCUCCUUCAGUGUGUGUCCAUGGUUCUUCAUGCAACAGAGUGACUUACACUGACAGAAGCAUCUGUGCCUUUAAAGGCUCUUCAGUCGACAUUUCUUGCACUUACAACAAUUAUGAAUCUAUCAAAUCUAAAUUCUGGUUCAGUAAUGAUCAGCAGGGGUAUUACACACGACUUGUGGACCUUCCUGAAGACUCCCAGUACUCAGGUCGUGUUCAGGUCCUUGAAGCACAGAGACGCUCCACUCUGAGAAUCACUGACCUGACAGAGAGAGAUUCAGCUGAGUAUCGCUUCAAAUUCAAAACACAAUGGUUUGAAUGGGAGAGCAGCUUACGUGGUACAACUCUGACUGUCACAGAUCCAGAUGUGCAGGUGCAGGUGAUCUGGACUUCUACCGGUCCAACACUGAUUUGUUCCAGCAGCUGUCUUCUCUCUGCUCGUUCUGCCUUUGUCUGGUACAAGAGUGAAAAAGAAAUUCAGGGAGAGACGUCUCCAUCUUUUAGAGGACACGUAGAUCCUGAGGACAGUUAUUCCUGUGCUUAUGAGGGUUACCGCUCCCCUGCAGUGUAUGCUCCGAAGGUGUCAGUGUUGAUGAAUCCCUCUGGUGACGUAAUGAAGGACAGUUCAGUGAGUCUCACCUGUAGCAUCGAUGCUAACCCAGCAGCUAAAUACACCUGGUACAAAGAGAACCAGUUACUGCUCAGUGGAGAACCGCAGCUUGUUUUCACCUCCGUCCAGUCCUCCGACUCUGGAGAGUAUUACUGCACAGCUGAGAAUGAGCUGGGGAAGACGACAUCUGAACAUGUCUCACUUAAUGUGAAAUAUGGUCCUCAGACCUCCACUCUGUCAGUGAGUCCCUCUGGUGAGAUAGUGGAGGGCAGUUCAGUGACUCUGACCUGUAGCAGUGAUGCUAACCCAGCAGCUAAUUACACCUGGUACAAGGAGAACCUAAAACUGCUUCAAGGACCAGAAGGAGUUUAUCAUUUCUCCUCCAUCAGCUCUGAGGACAGAGGGAACUACUACUGCAAGUCUGAGAAUAAACAUGGACAGAUCAACUCUACGUCUCUAUUCUUAGAUGUCCAGUAUGCUCCAAAGCUUCUCUCUGUGUCAGUGAGUCCCUCUGGUGAGAUAGUGGAGGGCAGUUCAGUGACUCUGACCUGUAGCAGUGAUGCUAACCCAGCAGCUAAUUACACCUGGUACAAGGAGAAUGAAGACUCACCAAAAGCUUCAGGACAGAUCUUCACCAUCACUGACCUCAGACCUGAACACAGUGGGAAUUAUUACUGUGAAACCCAGAACACAAGAGGACGUCGUAACUCCACCUUAAAUCUGACUGUUGUAGCAGGUGCAUGGAAAUCAGCAGCUGCUGGAUCAAUCACUGCUGUUCUCCUGGCUCUCAUCCUCCUCGCUGUCUUCCUGUGGAUCAGAAGAGAGAACUCCUUCACACAGCAGUGUAAGUGUGGAGAGAGACCUGACAACAGAGCACAGCUGAACGUGGGUCCAGUGUGUGACACCCCGUCAUCUGCAGCACAGAGACAAGCAGCAGGACAGCAGGAUGACCUUCACUACGCCAGCAUCUGCUUCUCACAGAACCAGGGAGAUGUUGUCUACUCCAACGUCAGAGUUCAUCCCCAGAGAGAAACAGAGGAAGAGGAGGAGGAGGAGGAGGAGGAUGGGGUUGAAUACUCUGCUGUCAGAUUUAACAAUGCCAGCAGUGCACCAGGAACAAGACGUCAAGAAGAUGGAAAUUAUUCAUGUGCACUGUACAGCACAGUCAACAACAACAAAAACACACCAUGAAUCUGAGCUUCGUUAUUUAUACUUGGAUUUUACAGCAUCAAGAGAAUCAGAAAAAUACAAACAUAUAAACAACAGUGGUUUAUGUAGGGUUUGUAAAGACUUGUUUGUUUGCUCAUUGUCUUUUAAAAGGUUGUUUGAACCAAAUUAGUAUCACAUUUUCUUACUUCUGCUUUUAUCAAACCAUUAAGAAUAAAACAUUAAGAUACAGUCAA
Messenger RNA from Seriola aureovittata, 2050 nucleotides. Its product is annotated as B-cell receptor CD22-like. The coding region runs from base 630 to 1838 and encodes 402 amino acids. The record is from RefSeq and is a predicted model, not a curated record. The transcript has 10 exons. NCBI's taxonomy places the organism in Eukaryota, Metazoa, Chordata, Actinopteri, Carangiformes, Carangidae.